Molecule: messenger RNA, 735 nt
Organism: Diatraea saccharalis (sugarcane borer)
Lineage: Eukaryota; Metazoa; Arthropoda; Insecta; Lepidoptera; Crambidae
Source: the annotation of a GenBank genome assembly
UAAGACUCAUCCCACGGAAGCUUUUUAAAUUCCGCAAAAAAAAACAUUCAAAUAUAGCGAAUGCGUUCCCAAGUAGGUAUAUGUUCACACGGCAGGGCUUUUAUAUUAUAACACGAUGCAUUAUUAUUGCGCAAUUUUCAAUUUGGCUCGACGAUAAACUGGAUUGUUAAGUUUUAAAAGUGCCAACGCCGGGAUUGAACGCAACGCUAUUUAAUUCUCGUGCGAAUGAGUGCUAAUUCUGUAUAAUUUUUGUCAGACUUUCGGGUGUCUAGAGUUGUUCAGAGGAGGGCAGCACCGGCAACACGCCGCCAUGAUGGUAAUGGCUAUGCUCGGCUUCUACUUCGAGAUAGCGAGGCAUGAUAGAGACAAGUAUAUUAGAGUGCAUCUUAGACAUGUACGUCCAGAUAAAUUGCAUCACUUCGAGAAGAUAAGGUCGGAAGCAACUCUGCCCCUCCCUUACGACUAUGAGAGCGCCACUCACCCAGCGUGGCAGUUCUGGAGGAAACUUGGCAAGAGCGGUAUAUCGACCGUUGCCACUUAUAAAUCACAAGACCCAGAUGGUAAAAUUAUGAAGAAUCUUGGCCAGCAUACGAAACUACUUUCUGACACUGAUAUAAUCAAAAUCAACAGCGUCUAUGGUACAAAAUGUUUCAUGGCCGCCAGGUCUAGUCAGAUUAAUAAACAGAGGUUUAUUAAAAGCCAACAGAGACGGUUUUAAUUGAUAAUAAAUAAAUU